Phialemonium atrogriseum is the source of this 1896-nucleotide messenger RNA. Its product is annotated as putative phospholipid-binding protein. Gene Ontology annotation, molecular function: phospholipid binding. Lineage: Eukaryota; Fungi; Ascomycota; Sordariomycetes; Cephalothecales; Cephalothecaceae. Bases 283 to 1884 code for a protein of 533 amino acids. The record is from RefSeq and is a predicted model, not a curated record. Gene Ontology annotation, cellular component: fungal-type vacuole membrane. The transcript has a single exon. Gene Ontology annotation, biological process: vacuole fusion, non-autophagic.
CGCUAUCGCAACCUUAAGCCUUGAUCUGCCUGCAAUAGAGGGCCUAGAUUGCUUUACGUUUGGUAGAUUUUAUCAAUGAGAUUCUCAUCCGCCUUCAACCUCUAGGAAGUGAGCGACCGCCCUCCGCAGCUACUUUCUUCCUCCUCAACUGUGCCGACAACAACAGAGUAGCAUCCGAAGUAAACAAACCCCCUUGAACCCCCGAACCGCAAACAACCCGGACUCCGUUCGCGCACGCCGCGCAAAGUCGCACCCACCCACACCCCUCCGGGGCCUGCCACCAUGGCAAACCCACCGCCGUCUCCCACCCCAUCGCAGCUUCCCCCGGUCCCCACGAGCCCGACCUACUCCUACGCAUCGACGGCGAACCCCCUCUCGCAGUACAACCUCCCCCUCCCACCGCCGCCGCGGCCGGCGCACGCCGUGCUCACCAAGGCGGACCUCGAGCACUCGCAGGCGGCGUACGGCGACCUCCUCACAUCGGCCAAGGCAUACCGGCUAGCGCUGGCGGCGCUCUCCAGCGCCGCGUCGGCGUUCGGCUCGGCGCUCGAGUCGUGCGCCCGCCUCAAGGAGGCCCGCGCCGACGCCAUCUCCCCGCCGGCCGCGGCGGCGAACGCGAUGAUGAUGACGGGCAUGAGCAACAGCUUCAACGCCAAGGGCACGUGCACGGCGGACGGCCUGCUGGCGGCGUCGGGCCUGCAGCACCUGGUGGCCAACCACCAGCAGAUCCUGUCCGAGGCCGUGUACCGCGCCUUCGAGGUGCCGCUGCUGCACGAGCUGGACAAGUGGCGGGCCGCCGUCGACGACGAGCAGGAGGCCUACGGCCGGGCGGUGCGGGCCCAGAGCCGCGACAUCAGGCGCAUGGAGAAGGAGGGCAUGAAGAUGCACCGCCAGCAGCGCCGCCGCGACGUCGCCGCCUUCAGGGAGCACCUCGUCCAGCUCACGGGCCGCCUCGACGGCUUGACGGCCCUGCACGCGGGACACGCGCGCACACUGCUGCGCGAGAGCCAGGACACGAGCGCCCGGAUCCUCGACGCCAGCUGCAGCCUAGUGCGGGCCGAGGUCGACAUCUUCGAGGGCCUCGCGCGCAAGGGCUGGACGGGAGGCGGGCUGGAGGACCUCCUUGAGAAGGGCGUCGACCUCUUCGCCGCCGACGACGCCGGCGGCGGACACGAUGGCGCCGGCGGCGGUGGCGGGGCUGGGACGGGGCCGGGCGGCGGUGAGGGCGGCGGCGGGGGCAAGCUGUUCAGCAUCCUGCCGCCCAAGAGCAUCCUUGCGGAUUCUUCCACUGCCGCCGGCGCCGCCUCGUCUCCUGCCUCAGACUCGACUGCUCGCUAUGCCGUCGCUGACAACCACGACGACCCUUACCAGAGCUUGGUGGGCGCGGUAAGCGUGACGGGUCCGAGUCCGGGUCCGGCUCGCGGCCGCGAAGCUGCUUCCUUCGACCCUAACCGGCCUAGGGGUGGUGGUGUUAGGCCGUUCUCGCCGCCACCGCAGCCGGUGAGGCUAAACCCGGAUACGUUGAUCGUCGGCAGUCCGGAUAAGACGGAGACGGAGGAGAGGGCUGACAAUCAGAACGGUGAUGAUGACGGUGAUGGCGACGACGGGGAGCCCUCUGCCGCGAAGGCGGCCGGGUCGAGGGAGCCGGAUCUCGGCAGCAUGUCGUUGACGCUGGAAUCAGUCGCGGGCAGGGAAGUUGAGACAGAGGACGAGGAUGAGGAAGACGAAAGGGGUGCGGAGGGGGAGGAAAAAGAGGAGAGUCAGGAUCAGCCGUGGCUGGAGGAAGGUCUGGGGGGGUCAAAAGACGGUGACACGCCGAGCGCGAGCCUGGAGAGCUCGCAGCAACCGAACCGGAAGUGGAGUUUUGGGGGAGGUCGAUGGUAAGAGAAGGAGGGA